UUCAAAGGUCAUGUGCAGAACGCCGUGAGCACAAGCACACGCCUGCAACAUCAGUUUUUUUUCCACCGCAUGUUUUUCAGCCAUGCAGCACAAACAGUUCAUAGUUUAGCCGUUUUUUAUGUUUAUUAAUUUUUUUUUUUAAUGAAAGUUGAAUGUCCCGUGUGGUUUUGUCCGUUACAGCAAUGAAACAGAAGACAAACCGCCGAACACAACAUUAACGGUUAAACGGAGCUCCACUCCUGGAUGUUGAGCUAGCCGGCCAUGCUAGGUGGCUAACGCCGCUGAGAGAGAUGAAGACAUCCGGACCCAGCGUCAUGGACAUGUUUGAAAAGGGAAAAGUGGUGAAAAUAUGUGCUCCCAUGGUUCGUUAUUCAAAGCUGGCUUUCAGAUCUCUGGUGAGGAAGUACAACUGUGAUAUUUGCUUCACUCCGAUGAUAGUUGCUGCUGACUUCAUGCGGUCUGUCAAAGCCAGAGACAGUGAAUUCACGACUAAUGAAUCCGACCGGCCCCUGAUCGUGCAGUUUGCUGCCAGUGAUGCCGAGACUCUGGCCGCCGCAGCCUGUGUGGUAGCACCUUUCUCAGAUGGAGUUGACCUCAACUGUGGCUGUCCCCAGAGGUGGGCCAUGUCAGAGGGGUAUGGUGCAUGCCUUAUCAACAAACCUGAACUGGUGAAAGACAUGGUCAGACAGGUCCAAAACCAGGUGGACAAUCCAAACUACACAGCUUCCAUCAAAAUAAGAAUUCACAAGGACCUGAGGCGGACGGUUGAUCUUUGCCAGAAGGCUGAAUCGGCCGGUGUGUCAUGGAUCACGGUCCACGGCCGCACAGCAGACGAACGCCACCAGCCAGUCCACUACGAUGCCAUUAAGACAAUCAAAGACAGCAUAUCGGUCCCCGUCAUCGCCAAUGGGGACAUAAAGUACCUUCGAGAUGUAGAGUCUGUUCACCAGCUCACUGGGGUUGAUGGUGUAAACAAAAUCAUGACAUUGCAGUGGACUGCUGUGGCCACCUUCUUGUAUGUGGAGAUCGGCAUUCUUGUCAUCCUCUGUUUACCCUUCAUCUCGGCCAGGAGAUGGCAGAGUAUUUUCAAGCUGAGCAUCUGGAGCACGGUGGCGACAUUUUGGAACAAAGUGUUUCUCACCAUGAUCAUUAUCCUCAUUGUGCUGUUCCUUGAUGCUGUGCGUGAGGUGAGGAAAUAUUCCAGUGGAGAACAGGGCAAAGAUGCCAAGCUGCACCCCAACAUGUUUGACCACCUGCACAUGAAACUGUUCAGAGCCCAGAGGAACCUGUACAUCUCCGGCUUCUCCCUUUUCCUCUGGCUGGUCAUGAGACGUGUGAUUACCCUAAUUAAUCAACUAGCAACAGUGUCUUGCUCCACUGCUGCCCUUCAGGCACAGGUUGUGAACGCUGACCAGGCUGCCAAGAAAUACAUGGAGGACAAUGACCUGCUAAAGCAGGCUCUGAGGGACGGGAAAGGUGAUAAGGCCACUGCACAGGGCAUUGAGCUACUGAAGCAGGAGGUGGAGAAACUGAAAGGAGAGCUGAAGACCUCAGGGAAUGCCCUGGUGAAAUCCCAGUCAGACGCAGAGGUAAUGAAGAAGCAGAUGGACAGCCUGGCCAAGGAGUAUGACAGACUGUUGAAGGAACACCAGGAGCUUCAGAAUCUUCAAGACAGCGGAAAUAAAAAAGACGACUAGUUACUGAGAUGUCUUCUAAAGGUGAAAAUGUUUACUCAGCAAUUCAAACACGAGAGAAUCACUGCAUCAAAAUGCUUCCGUUCCUGUGCCACCCUGGGCCGCCGUGCAUGUCACAAAAACAGGAUUUUUUUUCCCGCCAAAGCACAGCAUUUGUCUGACAUCAGCACUGGGUCAGUUUAAUUUUAAAAGAGCAGCAGCCUGGCCUGGAUGGAGUCAGUAUUUUCAGUGGAAAUACUCAUUCAAUUCCUGAGGCUGCAUCAGGCAGUGUGACACAGGACUGUCCCUCAAGUGCACACCCUGUCAGGCAGAUGAAUUUCUCAAAGUAACUAGGAGAUUUUCAGCCAGUAACUGAUCCAUGUCUGAUCACAGAGCACUUGCUAAAUCAAAAAUAUGUGUAUGCGACCAGUGUUUCACUGUUGUGACUUUUUUUUAGACAGCUGCUUGUUUCAGGAGGCAGGAUUGACCCUCAGUACUCGAGUACUGUGGUAAACAGCUGUGAAUGUAACUUAAUGUAAAAUGUUUGAUACUUUGUAGCAAGGGAAGCUGUUGCAGUCACUUUGAUCUUAAGUGUGGAAAUUCAGUGUGUGCUUGUAAGGCUGUGCAAAUGAACUUUGUAUGUAUGGUAUUACCCUUGAGCAUAUAUAUGUACUUAUGUUUCCGUUGGUGAGUACGGUCAUUAGACAAGCAGGCUUGAUUCUUUUUUUCUUUGUUUUAUCAUUCCAGCUGAUGCACUGUUUUCUUAUGGGUUUUAGUUUUUUUUUUUUUUUCUUCUGACUGAUGACUUAGUGGUGGUGAAAAAUGCCAGAGGUUCCCUGACACCUAGUCCUUAUGGUUGUUUUUUCACUCUUAGUUGCAGCAUGUGAAUGUCAAAGGAAGGAACUGCUCACAUUGAGAUAAUCUGAUUAAACCCAAUGUGAUUUAAAUCUUUUUCCCCUUCUGUCUUUGGGCUAAAUAAAAAGGAUUAAGUCAGGGAUACAUAGUUAACGAAACAGAUGGGUCUGACUGUCACAUAUGUGGUACUGUGUUUAGAGUUUUGUUGCUCAAGUUUAAUUCAGUCACCUGACAGGGAAUGGUAUGCCAGUAUGAAAGGCAUACGGUUGUCAGUAUAAUGAUCCAGAGCCAUACCACUAUGAAAAUAGGAAUGUGAUUACAAUCACUGUAAUUUUUAUAGUUGGCGAUUUCCUUCUGCUAAAUCUUGAUUUCUAACAUACUUUUACAUUAUGGCUUAGUUUUCUGUUGGUGAAACUGUAACAAGUCAGAGAGACUGUAUAGUUUUUAUUGCUGUUCCACUUCUUUCAGUACUGCUUCAACAUUUCCAUGAAAGACAGAUUGAAGUGCCUUUCAGGUGACUGUACCAGCUUUUGUGAAAUAAAAACAUUUAUAUAUGC
This is a messenger RNA of Myripristis murdjan (pinecone soldierfish), 3085 nucleotides long. Its product is annotated as tRNA-dihydrouridine(20a/20b) synthase [NAD(P)+]-like. NCBI's taxonomy places the organism in Eukaryota, Metazoa, Chordata, Actinopteri, Holocentriformes, Holocentridae. Bases 291 to 1697 code for a protein of 468 amino acids. The transcript has 13 exons. The record is from RefSeq and is a predicted model, not a curated record. Gene Ontology annotation, biological process: tRNA processing. Gene Ontology annotation, molecular function: tRNA dihydrouridine synthase activity; flavin adenine dinucleotide binding.